CAGCAGCCUCAGCCUGCCUGCCCUGGCCCUGGGUGUGUGAUAUAUGUAUCAUCAACAACAACCACAGUAAGCGACAGCAGCAGCUCUAGUGUGAGGCAGACAACGCAAAGACACGCCCACGCUCCACAACCCCCCCCGUCAGCUGAUGUACGGGCAAGCGUCACAUGACAAGAUCCCUGAGCUGAGUGAGAGCUCUUGCUAUUGCUGCUGCUGUUGUGAGAGAGGCCUCGGUAGUGGUGAGCGCUCAGUGGCGGCUGAUAUAGAACAUGGCGGGUGGCUUGCUCCGUGGCAAACUGAUCGCUGUCAUCGGGGAUGAAGACACCUGCACCGGCUUCCUGCUCGGGGGCAUCGGGGAGCUCAACAAGAAUCGGAAGCCGAACUUCUUGGUGGUGGAGAAGGAGACCAGCGUGACGGAGAUAGAGGAGACGUUCCGGAGUUUUCUACAACGUGAUGAUAUUGGGAUAAUAUUGAUCAAUCAAUUCAUUGCAGAGAUGAUCCGACAUGCUAUUGAUGCACAUAAUAUCUCUAUCCCAGCCGUGCUUGAAAUACCUUCUAAGGAGCACCCCUAUGAUGCCAACAAGGAUUCCAUACUACGCAGAGCUAAGGGCAUGUUCACCUCUGAUGACUUGCGAUAACUAUGGGAUUCAUUGGGAAUUUCCUCUAAACAGUCAUGUGUAAUUCCUUAACUUAUGCAUUAUGUUAGUACAGAGUUACUAGUAAUAUAUGUCCGUUCUAGACUUUUUUUUUUUUUUUUUUUUCUGUUUUAUUAUUCUUUUUAUUUUUCACCCCUUUGUUCAGACGAAUUUACCGCCACCACCAGUGCUGUAUGGCUUUCCUCCAUUUAUAUAUGGUCUGUUGUUUUAUUUCAGAUUUAGGGACACUAAUAUAAUAUAUAAAGAAAAGUUCAACCACUGUUGCAGAAUACACAAAUAGUACAGCAUGCAGAGAAUAGGUUCUCCACACAGAUUAGUUAAUAUAAACAGGUUUGUUCCGAGUUGAUCGAUCUCUAGCUAUUUUUUGCAGUGCUGCGAACAGAUAGUCGCCGCCUAUAGGGGAGUGUAUUUUUGCUUUGCAAGGUGCGAUCGCAUGUACAGCCGAGCACUACAAAAAUGUUUUGUGCAGUUUCUGAGUAGCUCAGAACUUAGCCGCUGCAAUCAGUUCAGCCUGUCAGGUCUCGAAAUUGACGUUAGACACCCGCCCUGCAAACGCUUGGACACGCCUGCGUUUUUCCAAACACUCCCAGAAAACGGUCAGUUGACACCCACAAAAACGCCUUCUUCUUGUUAAUCUACUUGCAAAUGGAUUCUUCAUUAAAUCCAUCGCUCCGCCCCCAAAGUCUCUAGUAUCUACCUUCUGAACUAAGUGAAUCUUAUUCUCGUUCUAAUUUUCCUAUAUUGGAGGCUUAUGUCUCAGACCAGUGUAAAUCCUAGAUGAGUGCUUCUCAGGUGGUCAUUAUAUUGGAUAGUGAAUGAGGAGCACAGGAGGUCAUGUACAUAGUACUGCUUUCCAAAUCCACUUCACUUUUAUGUACUAUAGUAACUAUUGUUAUAAAUAAUAUAUUCAAAACUAUUUGGGUAGAAAUCUGUGAUACAUUUCUUUACCAUUUCCUAUGUAUUUCAUGUUCAGGCCUUUUGCAAAAGGUUUAUUGUUGAAUUGUAUCAAUAAAUAUAGAAACACUGAAAAUUA
Pseudophryne corroboree (corroboree frog) is the source of this 1686-nucleotide messenger RNA. RefSeq names its product ATPase H+ transporting V1 subunit F (gene ATP6V1F). The record is from RefSeq and is a predicted model, not a curated record. Gene Ontology annotation, molecular function: proton-transporting ATPase activity, rotational mechanism. The coding region runs from base 267 to 635 and encodes 122 amino acids. Gene Ontology annotation, cellular component: membrane; proton-transporting V-type ATPase, V1 domain. The transcript is spliced from 2 exons. NCBI's taxonomy places the organism in Eukaryota, Metazoa, Chordata, Amphibia, Anura, Myobatrachidae. Gene Ontology annotation, biological process: proton transmembrane transport.